Babjeviella inositovora NRRL Y-12698 is the source of this 1614-nucleotide messenger RNA. RefSeq lists its product as uncharacterized. NCBI's taxonomy places the organism in Eukaryota, Fungi, Ascomycota, Pichiomycetes, Serinales. Gene Ontology annotation, biological process: amino acid transmembrane transport. Bases 1 to 1614 code for a protein of 537 amino acids. Gene Ontology annotation, molecular function: amino acid transmembrane transporter activity. The transcript has a single exon. The record is from RefSeq and is a predicted model, not a curated record. Gene Ontology annotation, cellular component: membrane.
AUGGACACACAGCCUCUGGCUACAGGGGCCAGCGACGAAGAGCCCAAGGAUAUUCCCCAGGGCAGAGAAACCAAGGUGGAACGUUCGCUUAAGGCGCGCCAGGUCUCCAUGAUUGCGCUUGGUGGGACCAUCGGGACCGGUCUCUUUAUUGGGUCUGCGACUCCUUUAGCGGUUGCGGGUCCUGUGAAUGCGCUCAUCGCGUACAUCUUCAUUGCGAGUAUCGCAUACUCUGUCACGCAGAGCUUGGGUGAAAUGGCCACCUACAUUCCCAUCACCGGUUCGUUUGCAACUUUCACCACGCGUUUUGUGUCUCAGUCGUUUGGCGCGAUGAACGGGUGGAUGUACUGGUUCUCGUGGGCUAUCACUUUCGCCAUCGAGAUCUCUGUUGUAGGGCAGGUCAUCCAAUACUGGACCAAAUCCGUUCCGCUUGCAGCAUGGAUCGGUAUCUUCUUUACUAUUUUAACUGUUGCCAACUUGUUUCCUGUCAAGUUCUACGGUGAGGUUGAGUUCUGGGUUGCGGCCAUUAAAAUCGUCGCUAUUGUCGGGUGGUUGGUCUAUGCGUUCUGCAUGGUGUGUGGGGCCGGGAAAACCGGUCCUGUGGGCUUCAGAUACUGGCGCAACCCAGGCCCAUGGGGCCCGGCAUUAAGCCCAGACGAAUCGGGAAAUGUCAUGGCGAACAAAAACCUUGGGCGUUUCCUUGGUUUCCUCUCAAGUUUGAUCAAUGCCAGUUUCACAUACCAGGGAACCGAGCUUGUGGGUGUUACCGCGGGUGAAACCAAGAACCCGAGAGUCGCGGUUCCAAAGGCCAUCCGCAAGGUUUUCUACAGAAUUAUGAUCUUUUUUGUCCUCACCAUCCUUUUCAUGGGUUUACUUGUGCCAUAUGACGACCCAAAGCUCGCUAGUAAGGACUCCUACAUCUCCUCCUCUCCGUUUGUCAUUGCCAUCCAGAACUCCGGAACCCCAGUCUUACCCUCCAUCUUCAACGCGGUGAUCUUGUGCACCAUCAUCUCUGCCGGUAACUCCAACGUCUACAUUGCCUCUAGAACCCUCUAUGCAUUGGCUGACUCUAAGGUCGCGCCAAAAUUCUUUAUGUGGACUAGGGGCGGUGUGCCAAUCAUCUCUGUGCUCUUUUCUGCGGCCUUUGGGUUGCUUGGCUUCUUGGUGGUUUCCAAGAGUGGGAACACCGUGUUCGAAUGGUUGGUGAACAUUUCGGCUGUCGCUGGUAUGAUUGCGUGGAUCUUUAUCGGUGUGUGCCACAUCAGAUUCCAGAAGGUGUUGGCGCUCCGUGGCAUCUCACGUGACUCCUUACCGUUCAAGGCACCAUUCCAGCCAUACCUCGCGUGGUACUCCACCAUCGCCAUGGUUAUCAUCAUCUUCAUCCAGGGCUACGGCAGUUUCUUCGGCUUUAAUGCGAGCAAUUUCUUCACGGCGUACAUUUCCUUGAUUCUCGCUGUGGUCUUGUGGAUCGCCUUCCAGAUUUGGUUCCGUUGUCCGUUGCUCCUCUCACUUGACCAGAUUGACAUCGACACCGGGAGAAGAGAGGCCGACAACAUUAUCUGGGAAGACGAUGUUCCGAAGAACUUGUGGGAGAAGUUCUGGGACAUUGUUGCCUAG